Drosophila serrata is the source of this 1899-nucleotide messenger RNA. RefSeq names its product Dpr-interacting protein theta (gene DIP-theta). NCBI's taxonomy places the organism in Eukaryota, Metazoa, Arthropoda, Insecta, Diptera, Drosophilidae. The record is from RefSeq and is a predicted model, not a curated record. Gene Ontology annotation, cellular component: neuron projection.
AGUCGGGAGGCAGUGCCAGUGCGUGGUCGACAACCUGCAGACGUACAAGAUUGCGUGGCUACGUGUCGAUACACAGACCAUUUUAACGAUACAAAAUCACGUCAUAACCAAAAAUCAUCGCAUGAGCAUAACUCACGCCGAGAAACGUGCCUGGAUAUUGCGUAUACGUGAUGUAAAGGAGUCGGACAAAGGCUGGUACAUGUGCCAAAUAAACACGGAUCCCAUGAAGAGUCAGGUCGGUUACCUGGACGUUGUCGUGCCCCCCGACAUACUGGACUAUCCGACCAGCACCGAUAUGGUAAUACGUGAGGGCUCCAACGUAACCCUCAAGUGUGCCGCGACGGGUUCCCCAACACCGACGAUAACCUGGCGCCGCGAAGGUGGCGAACUGAUACCGCUGCCCAACGGAGCCGAGGCCGUCGCCUACAAUGGAUCCUUCCUGACCAUCGCCAAAGUGAACCGUCUGAAUAUGGGCGCCUAUCUCUGCAUAGCCUCCAAUGGCAUUCCGCCAACAGUCAGCAAGCGUGUGAUGCUCAUUGUGCACUUUCCACCCAUGAUUUGGAUACAGAAUCAAUUAGUUGGCGCCGCCCUCUCGCAAAACAUAACUCUGGAAUGCCAGUCGGAGGCGUAUCCCAAGUCCAUCAACUAUUGGAUGAAGAACGACACGAUUAUAGUGCCAGGUGAGCGCUUUGUGCCGGAAACCUUUGAGUCGGGCUACAAAAUAACCAUGCGCCUGACCAUAUGCGACGUCGACCUGCAGGACUUUGGAGCCUAUCGCUGUGUGGCCAAGAACUCCCUGGGCGACACCGAUGGCGCGAUCAAACUGUAUCACAUUCCCCAAACCACCACGAUGACAACAAUGGCUCCUACAGUAUCUAUCAACACAGUGCCCGUGGUUCUGGUGAAGUACAAUAAAGAACAACGCUACAACAGUGGCAGCAACCAGAACCAAAACUCCAACGGAAAUCCUUACAACUUCAAUCCCGGCAACAGUCAACAGAACUCGAAGUCGCAGCGCAACAAGGGCAAUGGCAAGGGCUCGGACCAGGCAUCCUCCGGAUUGAACAAUGUCUAUGUGGGAGCCACCUCGAGUCUGUGGAACUCACAGGAUCACUACUCGUCCUCCUCGUCCCGGGGCAGGGAUCAUCACCAGCAGCAGCAGCAGCAACAACACCACCAGCAGCAGCAACAGCACCACGGAUCCGAUCACAGUGCCACCUAUCGCUCGGAUGGCAAGAGUCCGCAUCUUACGAAACACGAUGCCAAGUCCUUGACGGACGAUCUGGAUCGCAUGCAGGACCUCAAAGGAUGGGCCCAUCAUUUGGCUCCCUUUACACCGAUAUUUGGUUUACCAUUUAUCCUGGCUGCUGGUUACCUGGGGGCGUGGCAGGAGUAGACUCUUGGUGUAGAAUUGUACAAACAAUAAAGUGAAGGGACAACCGCGCGGCGACAGAAUCACAAAAAAAACCAAAGUUAGGAUACACUAAUUCGUAAGCAAUACCCCUAUAAAUCGUGUUGGUCGAAAAAACAAACUUUUAUUUUUGUGCUGAGUGGAAGGAAAGUUGCUUACUGUAAAAAGUUGUUGAUGUUUAAGGUAAUCUAGCAUUUAAGUGGCAGGCGGAGAAUAAAAUAUUGUGGGUUCUGUAAACGCAACGGAAAUACAAAGUAUUAGAAUGUAAAACAUAAGGGUUUAAUAAUAAUAAUAUUAAUACAAAUAAUGAUGUUCUUAAGCCUACCAACUGAGACUCGGGCCGAGGUUAGAUCUAAGCCACCGGGGUCAGCCGAUGCCAUCACUCUUACUUUUAGCCCCGUUCUAGCUUAGUUCCCAAGCACUGCAAGCUGUAUGAUAAAUAUUACAUAAACAAUGUCAUCUUGAUUUACAAAAAAAAACGAAAUAAA